This is a messenger RNA of Cylicocyclus nassatus, 981 nucleotides long. Lineage: Eukaryota; Metazoa; Nematoda; Chromadorea; Rhabditida; Strongylidae. The record is from the annotation of a GenBank genome assembly.
AUGGAUGUCAGCUUCUACAUGGGUAUUGUCUGUCUGGUCGUUGUUUGCGGUAAUAUAUUCGUACUCUACGCACUGGUUUCACAAUCAUCACUACACACCACAACGAAUUUCCUCGUUCUAUCCUUGACAAUCAGCGAUUUACUACUUGGAACAGCUAUUAUUCCAUUUGCUAUCAUUCAGGAACACACAAAUGACUGGCUAUUCGGCGAUCUAGGUUGCCGAUUAUGGCUAGCCGCAGAUGUAUGGUUUUCAACAGCAUCCAUCUACAAUCUUCUAGCAAUUUCAUUUGAUAGAUAUAUGGCAGUGAAGCAGCCUAUACGGUAUCCUAGCAUUUCGUCGAAAAGGGUUACUCGUCUGCUUGUCUUCCUUGUUUGGGCAUUUUCCGGCUUACUAGCGCUUUGCCUCUUCAUCUGGGAAUCUACACACAACUCUCCGAAGCAAGAAUGCACUCCCAUGCGAUUGCCGAGCCUUUACAUCAUAUUCUCCGCACUGGCUUCAUUUAUCGGUCCUGCAGUGAUUAUGAUUGCAUUGAAUGUCUCGAUAUUCUGCACAGUUCUAUCCACAAGUAGAUCAAAGUGUGUUUCAAUCAAUAGCGGAUCAUCACUACGCAUACAUCGUGGACGACGUCCAAGUCAUCCCAGGGAUAUGAAAUCGUAUUCGGUGGAGAGCAAUGACGCGCGCCAACCAAAAUAUUCGAAUGAGUCAAAAGCUGAGCUCUUAUCACAAGAAAAAUCACCUCCCCCAGCUCCAGAAACUCAUGUGCACGCAAGUGGAAAAACCUUCUUCCCGCAAACGAUGGUUGUUUCGUUACUGAAUAACAACAAGAAAAGAAGUAAUAUUAUUUCGCUUGCAAGUGAUCGUCGCCAUCGCUUCUCUUUGCGUACAGAGCUUCGAGUAGCUCGGACAACAGCCGUAGUUGUAGCUGUAUUUAUCACGUGCUGGCUUCCUUUCAGUGCAAUUUAUGUCCUCCAGGUAAAAUAA